AUGCACACCCAGUCUGUGCCCUUGUGGAGUACCCAAGAACCUGAACCUAAGGAGCUUAGACCUGGGAAAUGCACAAAACGCUGGGCCCACUUCAGACAGAACCCCUGCAGAGAAACCUGGAACCUGAGCAGUGUAGACCUGGAAAGCAAAUGCCGCCAUGAGCUGGGGCAAACCCAGUAUGGACCAUAUACUCCCUUCGCCAGGAGACUGUUGCAGUCGGCCAGCCCCUGCUCCUUGGUAACUGUGUAUGACCGAAAGGCCGUGAUCAAGAAUGCUGAUAUGUCGGAGGAGAUGCAACAGGACUCGGUAGAGUGUGCUACUCAGGCAUUGGAGAAAUAUAAUAUAGAGAAGGACAUUGCGGCCCAUAUCAAGGAGUUUGACAAGAAGUACAACCCCACCUGGCACUGCACCAUGGGGAGGAACUUCAGUAGUUAUGUGACACAUGAAUCCAAACACUUCAUCUACUUCUACUUGGACCAACUGGCCAUUCUCCUGUUCAAAUCUGGUUAA
This is a messenger RNA of Odocoileus virginianus texanus, 510 nucleotides long. Lineage: Eukaryota; Metazoa; Chordata; Mammalia; Artiodactyla; Cervidae. The record is from RefSeq and is a predicted model, not a curated record.